Messenger RNA from Fragaria vesca subsp. vesca, 4073 nucleotides. RefSeq names its product heat stress transcription factor A-6b-like. The transcript has 2 exons. Gene Ontology annotation, cellular component: nucleus. Lineage: Eukaryota; Viridiplantae; Streptophyta; Magnoliopsida; Rosales; Rosaceae. The coding region runs from base 160 to 1248 and encodes 362 amino acids. The record is from RefSeq and is a predicted model, not a curated record. Gene Ontology annotation, molecular function: RNA polymerase II cis-regulatory region sequence-specific DNA binding; DNA-binding transcription factor activity. Gene Ontology annotation, biological process: regulation of transcription by RNA polymerase II.
GGAGAACCAGCAAUCCAAACCUCCCCCUUCCCCCUUGCCCUUUCCAUCUUAUCACUGAUUCUCACUCUGUUUCACCUCAAUCUGGGUUCUGUCAAUUGUGACUGUUUCUAACCAAUCUCUGUCAAAUCGACUCUCAUUCAUCAACAUCUUAAUCAUAUUAUGAAUUACUUGUAUCCAGUGAAGGAAGAGUACCCGGGAGACUCGAGUACAUCGCAGUACUGGAGCGGGGAUCCUCUGGUGGUGGCUCCACCGCAGCCCAUGGAGGGCCUGAACGACACAGGCCCUCCUCCGUUUCUGAACAAGACUUAUGACAUGGUGGAUGACCCGAGUACUAAUCGGAUAGUCUCGUGGAGCAGAGCAGGUGGCAGCUUUGUGGUUUGGGACCCUCAUUCGUUGGUGAUGAACCUCCUCCCUAGAUACUUCAAGCACAACAAUUUCUCCAGCUUCGUCAGGCAGCUCAACACUUACGGAUUUAGAAAGGUUGAUCCGGAUAGGUGGGAGUUUGCGAAUGAAGGAUUUUUGAGGGGUCAGAAGCAUCUCCUAAAGAACAUUAGGCGAAGGAAGACACCUUCUCAUCAGCCUAUUCCACCGCACCAAGCUGUAGGCCCUUGUGUCGAAGUAGGCCGGUUUGGCCUAGAUGGAGAGAUUGAUCGUUUGCGGCGCGACAAGCAGGUUCUGAUGAUGGAGUUAGUGAAGCUUAGACAGCAGCAGCAGAGUACUAGAGCGUGCCUUCAAGCCAUGGAACAAAGGCUACAAGGGACAGAAAGGAAACAACAACAAAUGAUGGCUUUCUUGGCCAGGGCAAUGCAGAACCCGGCUUUCCUGCAGCAGCUAGUCCAACACAAGGAGAAACGGAAGGAGCUUGAAGGAGCGGUGACUAAGAAAAGGAGGAGGCCGAUUGAUCAAGGCCCUAGUGGCUUUGGUGGUGGUGAAACUAACCUAAGGGGCAACGGAAUUAGCCCUGUUAAAGCUGAGUCUCUUGAAUUUGGAGACGGCUAUUAUGAAAUGUCGGAGCUAGAAGCGCUUGCAAUGGAAAUGCAAGGAUUUGGUAAGGCAAGAAAGGAACUGGAGGAAGAGUCAGAGCCCCUGGAAAUUGGGGAUAAAGAGCUUGAUGAAGGAUUCUGGGAUGAACUAUUUAGCGAGAGGUUUGAGGGGGGCUUGAGCACACCAAGUGCUGAAAUUGGUGAUGACGAAGAUGUCAUUAUCUUGGCUGAUCGCUUAGGUUACUUAGGUUCAACCCCAAGUUAGAACAGCUUAACUUCUUCUGCAUUUCCUCUCCUCUUCAGUUCACUGCCUCAACGACCAUUUCUUUCGGGUAGGAGGCUAAGGCCUUCAAGAGUUGUUUCAUAGUUUUUCAUUCCAUCUUUCCCCCUCUUUCUCUCCCUUUCUCUUCUCCUUCUCCUUCUCCUUCUCCUUCUCCUUCUCUCUCUCACUUUGCAUUGCUAGAGUCUCUUCAAGUCUGUGCCAUUUGGCCAUAACUGUCAUCUGCAAUUGUUUCUUGGUAAUCUUGACAGGAUAGGGGGAUUAGCAGCUGUUUAUCUCGGGAAACAAACUUCGUUUCUGGUGUUUCUAACCCUGGAUUUAAUUGCUUAAUGUCUCCUUUUCGCAUCUAAUAAUGCCCUCUGUUGUCUCUUUUAUCUUGGUUAGGUUGCAGGCUUUGCUUGGACAGAAUCAGUGCUAGUUUUUAUAGUCAUCUACUCAAGGUUCUUGUUUAUUUUUCAUAUCUCUCAAGCCACUGUUCCAUGUAUCAUGCAUACAUCCAAUGCAUUAUUAGUCUCUUCCUGUUGUAAUCUUUUCACUGCCCUCUUGAAUGAAUGUAGAUUGUUGAUUAUUCAGAAGCUGUUGAACUUGAAAAGGAGUAGCUGCAAGCUCCAAGAACCAUAAACAUUACAUUGUUUAUGGAUGGAUCCAAGAGAUCAUUGGUAGCUAAAUUUUAAGUUUCUGUUACUGCAUUGCCAACUAUAUAGUAAAGAGGUGUUACAUUUGUACCAUGUAGAUCACUCGUGCGAAACUUGGUUCUCUCUGUCACUACAUCAGCUGUGGACUCCCAACUGGUACAGUAUGAAUAUUUCAAAACAUAACAUAAAAAUGUGUUCUUUGCCAUUGAUGUCUUACAGAUGAAGACCGGAACCGGAUACAAACAUACAAGACUGGUUCAAGUGCUUAAUAAGAAUCUAAUUCUACGAAAAAGGCAAGAAUUUGUUGAAUUUUGUAUAUAGAUCACAUUGAAACUUUGUUCUGCAAGAUUCUGUAAACUGAGAUUCUCUAUGCGAAGUGGUGUAAAAUUGUGCAUCAGAUAUUCUUAUGCUUCUUAUCUUCCUAGGUCGAUAUAGGCUAACAUAGGCAAUAUGUGGGGAAGUUUCAAACAUCAUCUUCCCAAUUAUGCCAUUAGAGAAAAGUUUCAAACAGAACCGAGAAACCAGUCAAAAACUCAAAAUAGUACCCACGAUUGUCAGUGAUAAACAGAAGAACAUCAUUCAAAGUUUUAGCUAUUAGAACUUGAAGCAGGGUUUUACACAAUCCUUAAGCAGCCCAAAAAACCAAGAGUGAAAACAGUCAUUCUUCCAAUUCUUAGGAUUGUUUCACCUGUUUGGAUGCGGGUGAAUUUCCGGGAAUUUAAUCAAAAAUAGGGAAUUUCUAAUUUCUUAAGAUUGUUUCCCUCGUUUGAAUUCUUAUCUCGUGGAAUUAACAAUUUCCACGGAAAAUAAUCGUGGAAUUUAAAAGUUUAAAUUUCUGACUUGAAUUUCUCACAAAAUGUGUCAUUUGUCAAUUCUUUUGAUUGAGGUUACUCUAAAUACAAAUUCUUGUCAUUUUAAAACUCUACGUCAUGAAAUCCAAACAACAGAAUUCUUAAUUAAUGGAAUUUAAAAUUAUGAAAUUGUAAUUUCUAUAAUUUUAAAAUUUCUAUAAAAAUUACGGAAAUGAGUUUAGUCCCUCGAUCAAAAUGGCAACAAAACUACCUUAGCUAGCCUCACAGACAACAGUUUGACUAAUUGUUUAGGAUUGAUUCUGAUGGAUACUGUGAACUACCUUUUAGCCCUCAAUACCUGCAUAGGUCAUUCUUUCAAGUCUGGCACAGCCUCACAGACAACAGUUUGACUAAUUAUUAGGAUUGAUUCUGAUGGAUACUGUGAUCGACUGGGACAACACUAGUUUUUAUGAAUUAUGAGGACAGGUAUAGAAUUCAAUUCUUGUAAUGUCCUCAACUUCUAACGGAUGAGCCAAAACUCUUAUAAUUGUAGUCUGUGAUUUUAUGAUCUCGUGGUCCAUCUCCUCAUCAACUUUUAGAAGAAAAGGAAACUCAUAUGUGCUCUAUCAUGAAAUGAUUGAAAUCGAACUGAUAUCUACCAUCCAGACUUCUUUUACCUGAAAAGGAAAGGAACCAAUAACUCCAAUCAAAAACCUCUAGGACACUAAAGCUAAAUUGGUGCGUCAUAUAUUACUUAAAACAACUACAACUUCAUAAUGGACGGACUGUAUCUCAAUAGACAUGGUACACACACACACACAAAGAUAGCACACGCGAGAAUAUAACUGAAUUUUAUUCAAUACGAUUGAAAGGAGUUGAGCACAUGAUUAUCAUCACACUCCAAGUAACUGCAAGUGAUGCAACACACAAAAGAAAAGAGAAAGAAGAACAUAAUUCAACAUUUAAGAUACGAGAAUUUGAUGCAGGAUUCUUAGAUGAUCAUUAAGCAGCCGCACAACCAAGAUUGGAAACAAACUUCCAAUCCUAUUAAUUAGUGUGCCCUCGAUCAAAAUGCCCACACGAUAACCCUAGCCAAAUAGCCUCCAAUACCCUGCACAGUUCAUUCCUUCAAGUCCAGCUAGCUCAGAGACAGAGUUUACUGAAUUAUUAAUUAGGGUGAUUCUGAUGGUUAUUACUACUCGUGUUUAUAACGACAAGUUUAGGAUACUCCAAAUCUUCUUACGUCCAUAAGUUCAUAUCAGUCUCGGCGCAUGUAUGAUACUCCAACUAUGCAAAGAACAUAAGGGGUCCGAUCAAUUUAACGGCUUCGAGGUUUGAAACGAGGUUGAAAAGCAAGGCCAAAUAGGCAUGAAUCACUACUAGA